UCCAUAUUUGUAGGUCUCUCUCUCUCUCUCUCUCUCUCGCCACCGUGCUCAGCGUGUGGGCAAAUACUGUGGUCUCUCACUCUCCAGCUAACUACAGAAGCGUCUGGAACCCUGAGCUCCGCCGCUCCCCUUGAAUCGCCGAUCACAAUGUUAGACCAUUGCUGCUUCCUGGCGCUGGUAACGGUUCUGGGAGUUUUGGAACAAGCUUAUUUCUCACUCCAGGUCAUCUACGCGAGGAGGAAGUUCCACAUCUCUCCACCCCGAACCAGUGGCAACGAGGACUUCGAGAGGGUUUACCGAGCACAAACCAAUUGCACUGAGUAUUUCCCAAUGUUCCUGAGCAUUCUGUGGAUUGCUGGACUCUUCUGCAGCCAGGCGAUGGCGGUAUGUGUUGGAAUCCUGUACCUGUACAGCAGGUACAAAUAUUUCAAAGGCUAUGCUGAAUCAGCCCAGAACAGGUUGCCCCCGAUGUACUUCAGCGCAAAGAUGCUCUGGAUUCUGGUGGCCAUGGCUUCAGCUGGUGUCCUGAACCAGCUGUCUUCCCAAUACUUGGGCUACAAUCCUGGAGCAAAGGCAAAGUCUCUCCUGGGUUUCUGAGUAGCAUCCGGGCCAUCUCUUUGUCAGCUGCUGGUGAUCACUUCACGCACCCAGCAAUAUGGCGAUUCCUCUGGAGAUUCGUGCUUCUGAUUCAGGCUGAAGAUGAUGAGGCGGCCUCUCCAAAUGUUAACGGGACUGACUGAUCCAACCUUGGACUUGUGUUGACUCCUCUUUGACCAAGAAACUGUCCAGGCAUACAGUGCCCUCCAUAAUGUUUGGGACAAAGACCCAUCAUUUAUUUAUAUGCCUCUGUACUCCACACUUUGAGAUUUGUAAUAGAAAAAAAAAUCACAUGUGGUUAAAGUGCACAUUGUCAGAUUUUAUUAAAGGCCAUUUUUAUACAUUUUGGUUUCACCGUGUAGAAAUUACAGCUGUGUUUAUACACAGUCCCUCCAUUUCAGGACACCAUAAUGUUUGGGAUACAUGGCUUCAUAGAUGUUUGUAAUUGCUCAGGUAUGUUUAAAUGCCUCAUUAAUGCAGGUAUAAGAGAGCUCUCAGCCCCUAGUCAUUUCCUCCAGUCUUUCCAUCACCUUUGGAAACUUUUAUGGCUGUUUAUCAACAUGAGGACUAAAGUUGUGCCAAUGAAAGUCAAAGAAGCCAUUAUGAGACUUAGAAACAAGAAUAAAACUGUUGGAGACAUCAGCCAAUCCUUAGGCUUACCAAAAUCAACUGUUUGGAACAUCAUUAAGAAGAAAGAGAGCACUGGUGAGCUUACUAAUCGCAAAGGGACUGGCAGGCCAAGUAAGACCUCCACAGCUGAUGACAGAAGAAUUCUCUCUAACAUAAAGAAAAAUGCCCCAAACACCCGUCCGACAGAUCAGAAACACUCUUCAGGUGUGGAUUGGUCAAUGAUCAUUGUCCACAGAAGACUUAAUGAACAGAAAUACAGAGACUACAUUGCAAGAUGCAAACCACUGGAUGGCGCAAAAAUAGGAUGUCCGGGUUUUAGUUUGCCAAGAAGUGAUUAAAAGAGCAACCACAGUUCUAGUAAAAGGUCUUGUGGACAGAUGAGACAAAAAUUAACUUAUAUCAGAGUGAUGGCAAGAGCAAGGUAUGGAAGAGAGAAGGAACCUCCCAAGAUCCAAAGCAUACCACCUCAUCUGUGAAACAUGGUGGUGGGGGUGGUAUGGCCUGGGCAUGUAUGGCUGCUGAAGGUACUGGCUCACUUAUCUUCAUUGAUGAUACAACUGCUGAUGGUAGUAGCAUAAUUAAUUCUGAAGUGUAUAGACAUAUCCUAUCUGCUCAAGUUCAAACAAAUGCCUCAAAACACAUUGGCCGGCAGUUCAUUCUACAGCAAGACAAUGAUCCCAAACAUACUGCUGAAGCUACUAGGGAGUUUUUCAAAGCUAAAAAAUUGUAAAUUCCUGAGUGGCCAAGGCAAUCACCCGGUCUGUACCCAAUAGAGCAUGCCUUUUAUACGAUGAAGAGAAAACUGAAGGGGACUAGCCCCAAAACAAGCAUAAGCUAAAGAUGACUGCAAUACAGGCCUGGCAGAACAUCACCAGAGAAGACACCCAGCAACUGGUGAUGUCCAUGAAUCGCAGACUUCAAGCAGUCAUUGCAUGCAAAGGAUAUGCAACAAAAUACUAAACAAGAGUGAGUUAGAUGUGGCCCUUGUGGCUAAGGGGAUCAGGGGGUAUGGAGAGAAGGCAGGUACGGGAUACUGAGUUGGAUGAUCAGCCAUGAUCAUAUUGAAUGGCGGUGCAGGCUCGAAGGGCUGAAUGGCCUACUCCUGCACCUAAUUUCUAUGUUUCUAUGUUUCUAUGCAACAAAAUACUAAACAUGAUUAUU
Messenger RNA from Leucoraja erinaceus (little skate), 2388 nucleotides. It is a transcript of the gene ltc4s, whose product is annotated as leukotriene C4 synthase. Gene Ontology annotation, biological process: leukotriene biosynthetic process. The transcript is spliced from 5 exons. The record is from RefSeq and is a predicted model, not a curated record. Gene Ontology annotation, molecular function: glutathione peroxidase activity; enzyme activator activity; leukotriene-C4 synthase activity. Gene Ontology annotation, cellular component: endoplasmic reticulum; membrane; nuclear envelope. NCBI's taxonomy places the organism in Eukaryota, Metazoa, Chordata, Chondrichthyes, Rajiformes, Rajidae. Bases 148 to 597 code for a protein of 149 amino acids.